AUGAAUAAAUAGAGACGUUAGAAAGUAUUGCCGAUCCAACAGAUUUAGGCCAAACUGAAAUAGCUGAAACAAAGUAUAAGAGCUAGUGAGAUCAAGUCUUUGAGAUCAUCUUGUCUAUUCACGGAAAGCACUCCUAAUGAGAAAUUCGAUAUUCUUAAACCAAAGCAGAAUCAGAAUAGCAGUCUUGAUGAAAGGACCAUGUACAUUAAGCCUACUUUCAAGAAGAAGAUGAAAACCACCAAAAGUCCUCAAUCCAUGAAGGCUAAAACAAGCUCAAUUAUAACCAAGUCUAAAACUACUGUGUCACCCCAGAAACAUAUCAAAGAUAUAUUGCAAAGUUACAUUAAGAGCAAAUUUCCAAAGAGUAGAACCACAUCCAAAUCGAAAUCACCUCCAAAGUUAAAAAAAGUCUUAAGUCCUCAAUAAAGAUAGAUCAGAAGUGAAAGCAAAAAGAAGCUGAAAUCAAAGCUAAAAACAACUGUCAGUCCCCAAAUGAAGAAAUCUAAGAAGUUAAAAACUCAGGUGCAAUACUAUCAACCUCAAAUAAGUAAGAUCAGUUCGAUCAGAUUAAAUACCUUCUCUGUAAGCGAAGAUCCUCAUAAAAUGAUAUUGAAUUCGAUAAUCGAAGAAUUGUAGUUGAUGAAUGAGAAACAAAUGAUCGAAUUAUAAUAGUAUCUAAGAAACAUCAAAUAGGAGAAGAAGGAUGAAGCCUUGUAAACGAGCAUACAUGAAAGAUUCGACAUGCAGAAGAAGCACCAGUAAGUGGCAUCUCAAGAAAGCCUCCCUUUAAAUAUCAUUAAUCAGAUAUGUCACCAAAGAGAGGAAGGUAUCAAAUUGAGAGUUGCUAUGCAAAUGGAUGCCUUUAACAAUUUAUUAUAGCAACAAAAAAUAUCUCCCAGAUCUUUUAAGAACAAUAAUCAAGCACUUUAAUAAUGGGAAGUUCAAUAGACUCAAAAAUUGAAUCGGUAUCAAGAACAACUCAAGAAUAUCCAGUAUGUUACUAAUAAAAUACAAUAAAAAACAUUAAAAGACUUUUAAUGCAUAGAAGAAUUAGAAUUAAAUAAAUCUAUUGUUAUUUAAUAGUUAUGUACUAGAAUCAUUAUUUAGAUUAAUCGGAUCUCUAAUUAAGCACUCCGAUACAACAGAAGAAUAUCAAUUUCAAGAGGAAAGAUAUUGUUAUAGACGUUGACUUUUAACCCUAACAAAAUAUAUCUAUUCGUUGAAAUUCUCUGUUAAUAUAUUGUAGAAACCAAUUUGAGCUCGUUUAUCAGAAGAAUGAACUAUCCCUUUGGCCUAUAACCCUUUAGUAAACUAAGACAAAUACAUGGACAUGAAGUAAUAGAGGAUGACAAAUACUUAUACCCGGUCUAGGAAUAUAUCUUCACUGAAUUAUAACAAAAUAGUUCCCUAUAUGAAAAGAUUCAUAAUCGAGCCAUAUUUGAUACUUUCAACGAAAUACUGAACUAAUAUCGGCCAUUCUAUUACAGUAAUGGCUAACCAUACCCUUGGGAAUACAAUAGGAAUCUAGUGGUUAUCUUAUAUGACAGUGAGAAUAUCAAUUUAUUAUUGAUGAAGGCCAAAGAAAAGUUGAUAUUUUAUGCUUCAACUUUGUGCGGCUUAAUAAAUGAGGACGAUGAGGAAAAUGGUGAAUAAUUACUAAAUUAUGAACAAGUCUUGUAGAACUUGAUCAAUUCGGAUUAUUUGUCUCAAUUGCGAAACGAACGGUUAUAGUUAUGUAUAAACAAUGAAUUAUAAGAAUAUGAGUACAUGUGGUCAUAUACAGACACAACUGAAACUUUAGUUGAAAUAACUGAUCACAUUUUCGAAGAUUUAAUAAAUGAAUUAACACUUGAAUUAUAAUGA
Molecule: messenger RNA, 1863 nt
Organism: Paramecium tetraurelia
Lineage: Eukaryota; Ciliophora; Oligohymenophorea; Peniculida; Parameciidae
Exons: 7
Source: RefSeq, a predicted model, not a curated record